UUUCUCUCUCUCUCUCUCUCUGUUGUUUGGGCAGCCUGCAGCACUAGCAGCUAUGUGCAGCAGUGAAAUAUUCCCUCUUCUCUGCUCAUUGUGCAUCAGAGAGCCAGACGUCAUCGGCCGGCCAAUCAGUGGCUCCCACUAGGCAGCCCAAGGUCUCUGUGGGGGGAGAAGGGACCCACUUAGAAGUCUUCCCUCUCACACUUGCUUCUCCUGGUAACUUGCUUCGCUCAUGCUUCAGAAGCAGAUGGAAAUCAUCAGUUUUAUCUGGAUUUAGGAAUAUAGCAAAAGAGACCUUUCCUUCUCAGAUGGGAAGCAGGAAAGUCAGCAACUUAGACUCAAAGUUUUGGAGCAGACUGUCUCAGGACGCUUUAAGCUAACCCAAGAACAUGACUUAGCUUGAGACCAGGACAAGAGACACCUGGGCGGAACUGCGCUGGUGUUGGUUCCCCCAGUUUCCCCCCACAGGACAGACUCGUGCAACAGUGCCUGUUCACAUUCGUAUCAUUUACAAGUCCCGUCCUUCCCGUUCUGCCAUCUGCCCCAGUCCAUGGAUUCUUACAGCUUGCACAUUGAGAGAAUGAGCAACGUGGACCUGCAUCCUCUUAGUCUGUCAGUAAGCCGGCUUUCGCCAGCCAAAUCCCACAGCAGUAUUGACCAUAUAGCCCACCACCAACACGGCAAAGGAGACUCUGCAUAUAGCUCCUUCUCGGGUGGGUCAACUGCUCCGGACUACCCGUCUCCCUUCCUCUCUGAUGACUUGCAGUCGAGCUCCAUCAGUCAAUAUGCAGACCUUAAAUAUGUGAAGUCCUUUUACAAUCCAGCCCAGUUCUUGAAUUCAGACUCAAAGACCAUGGAUCAGCUCUACCUCUCAGUUGAAGCUAUCUCACAGCAGUAUCGCAACAACAUGGAUGUGAACUACUACAACCACAAUGGCAGUGAGCGAUUGCGCACCAGCAAUAAUGCACACCUUAAAAAAGAUCUACAUUCAAGGACUCUGUCCCAGAAUGCUCCUGCUCCCCCAGUCCCAGCUCGGAUUGAUAGUUUUAUUGCCACUAAAAACUUGGAGAACAGCCGAUUUAACCUUCAGGGUACUGAAUUUAAUCCCCUGCCUCAACCACCUCAGCAGCAGCUCAGACCCAAUGGCCGACCCCAUUCUAAAAGUCUAAACGCUCCAAGGUCUGACACGGCGAUCCCAGAUAAAGGUGUGAACUCUGAGACAGUGUACUCGGUAUGGAAAGGCUCGCAGGAGGUGCAGCAGGCCCUGCAUCCCCCAAGCUACCGGUUGCACCUCCAGCUUCACAAUCAGUCAAGGAUGAGCCCACAAAACCCUUCCAUUGUGGACAACAAUGCUGCCUCUGAGCUGCUCAGGUCAUCAAACACCGUGAGCCGAUCACCACCUCCAGGCAGAAACCAGCCUGAACAUCCGACACCCAAACAGCUUUCUGCCAACAGUGGCUGUAAUGGAGACCCUCAGAACAAACCCAGUGGUCAUUUUCGAAGUGAGCGCAAAAGAGCGCACUCGGCUCAAGAAAGGUGUGCUGGUUCAGAACCGCAGCGAGCCCCUAGCCCCUGGAACAGCAGUCAGAGUUUGCUUAGCAGCAGCAUUAAACAAAAGGGACAGUUCUACUUUGUCACAGGAGUGUAUAAACCAUUUGAACCUGGGAUGAGGACGCACUCUGCAACUAUAAGUGGUACAGAAGCUGUAAAGGAGGUCUCUGCUGUGUUGGAGACACACAGACGAGACAAAGAGCGAUCUCACAGUACAAUGGAUCAUUUUUUUAGUUCUCACCCCUCCAGCGGUACCAUUCCAGAGGAUGAGGAGGUUUUUAUUUCUGAGGAUCAGGGAGUGGACCCAAUGUCCAAGAACCUGGCCCACAUGAAUCACAGACCGCCCAACAUUUCACAUGCCGUGGAGGAAAGUCGAGAUAUUGGCCGGCACACUGCAAGCAAUCCAAUAUUCUACUGUGGACCCGACAGACAAAGUCCACCGGAUUCAGCCGCUCAGCAAAACGAGGUCAUGCUGAUAAGCAAUGAGCCCACAAACUACAAAAAGAGGGACGAUCAAGCAAACAGAGGGAAGCGGCAGACUUCGGAGGACAUUGCUAGUGAGAGGAUAAACAAAGAGACUACUCCCUUGCUGUAUCACCUUACCGGUGCCAAUCGAGCAGUUUUCCAGCCCAAGAUGGAUCCUGAAUUCAAUGGAAGGAAGGAAACGGGUCUUAAUAAAUCUGUCCAGGGAGAUGUAGGAAACGAUGAGAGACCUGCACAAGGUGAUGUUUGCCAGAACCCCAGGGGAAAGGUCCAGCCCGUAGCUUGUGGCACGCUAGACGAUUCUUUUAAAAAGUACUACAAAGAAAAGCUUAAGGAUGCCCAGAGCAAAGUCUUAAGAGAGACAUCAUUUAAGAGGAGGGACCUGCAGCUGCCUUGGCCUCACAGCUUAACGCAAAACCCCGACUGUAGACCUGCUGCGCUUCACUCCUUUUCCUCAUCACAGGACUCUGAGAUAUCAACAGACACAAUCACCCCAUCAUUAAUAUCUGAGGGGAGCCUUAAAGAGGUCUGGGAAAAUCCAAAGGAAAUUGAUAAAUUACCUGAGAGGGAAUAUGGGAGGUUGGCAAAUGUGGCCCAGCCUCAGGUGCCACGCAUCGGAGGCAGAAAGAGACUGACUCCAGAUCAGAAGAAGAUUUGCUUCUCUGAGCCAGAGAAACUCAACCAAGUAGGUACCACACCCAGCCACUCGGCCUGCCGCUCCUUUGGGAAUGAAAGCGAGGGAUUGUUUACGGCUGGGUCUGAGGGAGAGGAGGAGAUGCAGCAGGAGGAGCAUGGACUGGUUGCAGCUCGGAGGAAGGUGUUUGAGUCAAGAGGUCGUGCCUCGUCUGUCUCAAGUGCGUCAAAGACAAACCUAAAGCAUCUGCAGCAACAGGCCCUCAUGGAGUACAUGGAAAGAAAGACGGGCCAAACGGUGGCUGAGCCGCAGCUCCCAGCACCUCCUCUCCCAGCUCCAUCCAGACAGAGACAUUCUCUUGGGGAGAAACCGUUUGACUGGGGAUCUCGCCCACAAUCGUUGAAUCAUGAGAAACACGCAAAGAAGAAACACCAUAGACCGCACUCCGCCGGCCGCAUCCUUGAUUCCCCGAGUAGCUCCAUGAGGUACGCCCAGUUCUUCUCUGCACAGUCCUGCUCAGGCUACUAUCCUGGCCACCAAAACGCCUCUAGAAUGAGGGAGAGCCAAGGUCCAUCUCAGGGAAAAUCAGCGUCUGCAGAGAGUCUGUUGGACCAGCGAGAGCCAAGCAAUCUGCUAAGGAACAGAUCCACAUCCACCCCGCAUACAGUUCAGGGAAAUGACAUAAAAGAUGAUCCACUGCCAGUUAAAACUGUGGAAACCCAGAGCUGCCAGAAAAAUGAAGCAGUGGAGACUUCGGAGCGGCGGUCCGUUGAGGGCCAGCAGCCUUCUCGUAAGGUGGGACCCAGGGGGAAGUCCAUGGAGGAGCUUGGAGCUUUAAAAGUAGCUAAAGUGUCGGCCUUGAGCAAAAGCUCUGACCACCUGGACCAACUGUGCAAGAAUUCAGUCGAGACUCCGGCCAUUAGCAGAAAUGUGAGGAGUGCUUCACACUUCUUGGAAGACAGAGAUGCUAGACGACAGGAAAUGAGAAAGGAAGCAGAGUUUGUAGGUCAGAAUAACUCUCAGGGACAGAGCCAACACCAAACCCAGAAACACUGUCCAGAGGAGGAUACAGCAGGAGACAGAAGCUCAGGUCGACCCUUCUCUCCCGUCUCCAGUGGAGAACCUAAUGAGACAUUUUCUAAUCCUCCCAACCUCAGAGGACAAAAGCUCAGUGAAUGGGAGAUCGCUUCCACAUCCAACCAGACGAAGCUUCCUGAGAGCGUCCCUAUCUCCAGAGGUGGGUCUUCCUCUGGAUUAGAGAGAGAGCAAACAGUGAACGAAUCAAGCAGCGAGAUGAACCACGAAGUUUCCCUGAGCUGCGGCAUCACCACUGAUCGGUCGCUGUGGAUUCUCCCACCAGAAGAAGAGCUUAAAGGGGGGUUCCUCACAAAUGUUUCAGACGAGCCUGGCAGUCUCAUCUCCACGCAGCAGACCAAGGACUCCUCUGUGUCUCCCUCCACGUCAUUCUCUGAGGAAGAAGUCAGUCAGCAGGCAGAUGAGCAGAAAGAUGUGGCCCCAGAGGCUGAGAAAGCAGGAGAACAGGAGGAGACGCCAGAGGGAGAGAUGGACAAGUCUGCCAAGAAACCCAAGUGGGAGGAGCUUGUAAAGGCAGUGGUCAAAGCUGACCAGUCACUGGCAAGGGUGCUCUGUCCACUGGCCAAUCGUAAGACGGCGCUGAUGCUGAUGGAGCAGCUUCUGUCGGAAGACACGCUGCUUAUGGAGGAGCACUACAAGAAGAAACAGGAGCAGAAAGGAACAGCCGAAAGCAACGAAGCGAGUGAAGGAGCCGAAGCAUCUCUGUGUUUGCCUGACUGCGACGGCCAGAAAUCUCAGUUUUCAGACGAGCAAAGCCAGGCUGACAUCACUGAGAAGAAGCGUUUGUUGGUAUCUUAUGUCAACGAGCGCCUCCGUUCCCUGGAGGAGUCGCGUGACGCCCUACAGGCAGAGGUGGAGGAGAACACGGCGCUCGGAGAGGCCAUGAAGCUGCUGGUGCGAGAGCGUUGUCAGCCAGUGGAGCUGGAGAGGUACAACCUGUUCAUCGGGGACCUGGAGAGGGUGAUCAACCUGCUGCUGUGCCUGUCUGCCCGUCUGGCCAGGGUCCAAAACGCCCUGAGCGUCGUGGACCAACACACAGAUGCUGAGGAAAAGGAAUCUCUGGACAGUCGCCACCGUCUGCUGUGCAAACAGAGGGAGGAUGCCAAAGAUCUGAAGGAUAACCUGGACCGCCGAGAUAACCUGGUCUCCACCUUCCUGUCGCGUCAGCUUUCUGCCGAGCAGCUGCAGGACUACCGGCGCUAUGUUCAGACCAAGGCUUCACUCCUCAUCCGCCUGAAGGACCUGGAGGAGAAGCAGAGGCUGGGAGAGGAGCAGCUGGAGUCGCUUUCUAACAGCCUGAAUAUUUGAAGGAACUUUGGCUCAGUUUGCCUGGUAGAGAUCAUCCAAUCAUGACUCCCACAUCUCCUUUCAUAUUAUCAGGAAGGAAAGAACUGCUAAGAGUCAAGCGAACCUUUUCCGCCCAUCCCAGUUUGCACAAUCAGCAGUGCUCAUUAAAACGUGUCUUAAUAUUGUACAUGUAUUUCAACGUUAAACGGAGCUGAACUUUUUCAGUGUGCCUUCACAUGUUAUUGUAGCUGUUGAAUAUUUCUUAUUAGAGCUGCUGUGCAGAAACUGGUAGCAUAUCAGAUAGUUUCCUUUGUUUUUCACUGAGACAACAGCCCUGCAUCUAUGGGAACCGACCAUAAGCUUUAAGAUCAUCUCUGAGCAGCAAUGAGGCUCCAGUCGCCACACAGAGGGCGGGCUGCUGUAUCAUCUAUCAUGUCAGGAAGAAUUUAGAUGUUGAAGAAUUUUUGGUUGUCUGUAUUUUCAUAUGCAUUUCAAAUGAAGACACCGGAAACCAAAAAAAAAAAGUUGAAUGAAAAAAAAAAAGCACUUUUUAAAGAAUGCACAUUACAUCAAAACAGAGACUAAAUAGUUUCCAGUGAGAAGGCCUUACUCCAUCCGUUAAAGCUUUUAUUUUAUUUUUUUUCUGUUUGGAUUUGUUUUAACUUUUACAACUUUGUUCAGGCUCCCUUUAGGGUUUUAUCCAUUUUCAUGUCUGGAAUAGAAAGAAUAUGAGGAAUGCAGAGCACAAUCAUGACCAAAGGCAAAGAAGAGACUGGAGAGUGUAAACAUGAGCUUAUAAAGGGAGGAUGGAUGUGCUAAUUAAUCCAGUGAAGAGAAAGAAGUUAUAAGAUAUUUAGUCUGCGUACAGUAUGUUACAGAUUUACUAUAAUAUGGAAGG
This is a messenger RNA of Cyprinodon tularosa, 5945 nucleotides long. It is a transcript of the gene shroom1, whose product is annotated as shroom family member 1. Gene Ontology annotation, biological process: actin filament organization. Lineage: Eukaryota; Metazoa; Chordata; Actinopteri; Cyprinodontiformes; Cyprinodontidae. The transcript is spliced from 9 exons. Gene Ontology annotation, molecular function: actin filament binding. Bases 548 to 5068 code for a protein of 1506 amino acids. The record is from RefSeq and is a predicted model, not a curated record. Gene Ontology annotation, cellular component: apical junction complex; adherens junction; apical plasma membrane.